CAGAUAGCGCGCUCCAAAUAAUGUGUGCGUUACAAUGUCAUGAAAGGCAGUUCUAAUUACAAAACGUUAUGGCUUCUGAAGAACUCAAUAACCUAAGAAAACCAUCUGCAAGACGUUCGAAGCCUGAUAUGGCGGCUCUAGUAGACCAGCAGAGGCUUUUCGAAAAUCCUUGGAGUCGGAAGCCUUUAUUCCAGCUAGAAUCGCUCGUACCAGUCGUAUCUUUGCAUGAUGUAGGAUCUCACCCAAGUAAUAUUGAACGUGUUGAUAUGACUUCAACAUCCCUUGCUGAAAAACGUUUCCUCAAACAUCCAUCUCACUCAGUUAAGUCCGUCAAGGAUGACGACAAUGUGACUGUAAAACGUGGCUCCCUAUAUGUUUACUCAUAUAAUAAAUUGGAAGCGAAUAAGAUUCAUGGUCAGGCUUCAUUCUCUUCAUCUGAUGAUUCAGAUAUUAUGGAAAACAAUAAUAUAAAUUCAGUUGAUGAAGAUGAUGAUCUACCUUUGUCUACAUUCCUUCCCUUGAAAUCAGAUACUUUAACCAAUAAUACAACUAUUAUUACCAAUCAUCAUUAUCAUCAUCAUCAUAAUAAUAAUACUAACAAUAGUAUUGAUGAUAAAAAAAAUUUCUUACCAUUUUGUCCAUGUACAAAACCUGCAGUUCUAGAUGAUCCACGUUUAGAUGGAUUAUUUUGUUCACCUGAAUGUCUUAUACGUGCAUGUCAUGAAGCAUUUGAUAUAUGGUUAAGAAAUCAUCAUUGUAUUAAAAAUAAUUCUAUCAUUUAAGUAAUAGAAAAGAAUGCAGAAAAUAGUUAUACUUUCAUAGUAUUUAUUAUAAAUCUCAUUUAAAUAUGUACAUAUUUAUAAAGAUUAUUCGGAAUUGCUUUUGCUAAUCAAUGUUGAAUCAAAUCG
Molecule: messenger RNA, 908 nt
Organism: Schistosoma margrebowiei
Lineage: Eukaryota; Metazoa; Platyhelminthes; Trematoda; Strigeidida; Schistosomatidae
Source: the annotation of a GenBank genome assembly